Lotus japonicus is the source of this 912-nucleotide messenger RNA. RefSeq lists its product as uncharacterized. Bases 1 to 912 code for a protein of 303 amino acids. Gene Ontology annotation, molecular function: RNA binding. The record is from RefSeq and is a predicted model, not a curated record. NCBI's taxonomy places the organism in Eukaryota, Viridiplantae, Streptophyta, Magnoliopsida, Fabales, Fabaceae. The transcript is spliced from 4 exons.
AUGUACUAUCAUGUGGAAGAUUUAUUCUUCAAGAUUGGAAGGGUGGCUAAUAUGUACAUUCAAAGAGCUAGAAAACGUACUAGAAAAUCCAAGUUUGGUUUUGUUCGAUUCUUUACAAGUGCAGAGGCAACUAAAGCCAUUCAAGAGCUCGAUGGUAUACUCGUGAAUGGGGCUGCAAUGCACUUGAGCUAUGCCAGAUUUCCUCUGUUCCAAGACAAGGCAAAUUGCAAUGUUGUUGGGGGUAAUCAGAGUGGUAAAUCUUUUAAACAGAUUUGGGUACAUAAGAAAAAGAAAGGUGUGGCGGUGCCUUUGGAUUCGGUGGUGCGUGUUGCCUCAAGGGAAGAUGGUAAAAAUCGGGUGGAGAGAACUUUGAUCGCUUCUUCUCCUGAGGACUUUGUUUCAGCAGAACAAAGCUUGGAUAUAGAAACUAAGGAUAGACUGAGGUAUGAUGUUGCUAAGGUGUUGAUCAGAUCAUCAAUGCCCAGUUUUAAGGAGAAAUUCAUUGGGGCUAUUGUAGAUGAGGAGAAAGUUUCGAUAGCCGUUGAAGCCAACCUUUGUUUUGUUUCAUCUUCACCUGUUGUCAAGCUUUCGGAAGCUGGGUUUUCUUCUCCUCCUCUUUCGGCUUCUCAGGAGACGUUUUCCUCAGGGGCGGACCCACGUAGUAGUCAGGGGGUUCAGUUGAACCCCAAAAAAAGAAUUUCUACUUACCCCCCUGUCUGGCCAUCACGCAGCCCACCACCGGCCACCGGCCCACCACCACGCCACGCCACCACCGCCGCGCGCCUCUCAAUCUCUAUAUCUCACGAGAACGAGAAGGUCACUCACUCACUCUUAGUGCUCUGCGUUGGGAAUCUGCACAGCUGCACUCAAGGAGUCAAGAGAAAUGGGUUUACAGUCACAGAUGUGUUUUAA